AAGAAGCCGCGCUGGCCGCGCUCGGAACCGCCGGAACGGAGCGAGGGAGCGCUGGAGGCGGCUUUGUACGGCUCUCCUUGCCCGCCGGAGCCCCAGGCUGUCCGGUUCACCUUGAUCACCACCAGAGAAAACUCCACAAAAGAUGGAGGACACCGAGCCGUGGUACUCUCAGCAAGUGUACACAAGGUACUGGAGGCACUAUGACUUAGCCAUGCGCUGGAUGCGCAGGCACCAGAAAGCCUACAGGAAAGCCAUGGAGUCCUUUUAUCGCCUGCCAUGGCAUCCAUGGCAUCCUGCUGCAGCCUCUCCAAGCAGCCACUAUGCAGAUUGGGAUGGGAAUGACCUCCCACAUACCCAAAACUAUUCUUCCAGCUAUAGACCAGGUGCCAGAGUUCCACAUCAUGGGGGAGAUCAGCAGUACACAGGUGCCUACGAGGAGAGGGAGGAUGCUGAUGAGGACUCUGAAAUGGAAGAGGAUGCUGAAGGAGACUCCAAAAUGGAGGAAGACUCCGAGUCUGAAGGGGAGAUAGAAUAUGACUUGAGUAACAUGGAGAUCACAGAGGAGCUUCGCCAGUUUUUUGCAGAGACAGAAAGGCACCGAGAAGAGCUGCGGAGGCAGCAGCAGCUGGAGGCUGAGGACCCAUACGUGGAGGCUGAUCAAGACCUGCACAGGAGGGUGGAGCGUUCUGUGGAGCCGCCUACAGAAAGACCCGGGGAGAGGCGCAUGGCAGAAAUGAAGAAACUGUAUGGUGCUGAAGCUGCCAAAAUCCAGGCAAUGGAGGCUGCUAUGCAGCUUAUCUUUGAUAGGAACUGUGACAAAAAGCAGCCCAAAUACUGGCCCAUUAUUCCCCUUAAGCUCCCUCUUGGCCAGCUGGCAUCCCGUUUUUUACUUUUCCAGCGGGCACUGGUUCAGUUUGGCGUGAUCCUUCAGAGUGGGAGCAGUAGCCUAUUUAGAGCUUAAAACACAUAAAGACUGACUGGCUGGAACUCCAGAGAACAACCUAGAAAGAGGCUGAUGAGGGCACUUAGCCAGACCAUCUCUGCAACACCAUUGUUAAAAGAACCUGAUAUGCGUGUUAAGUAAACAUCAAAUAUGCAAAACCCAGUAUAUGUAACAUGCAGAUAAUAGCAUAAUGUAAUGGGGCCUAUCUCCAAAUAAAUAACAGCACCUUCAUAACCACAGGCAGUUUUAAUACUUUCUGUUCACUUUCAAUGUCCUCUGGAUGGGUCUUAUCUAUAACACAAUAAAACUCCCACAAGCUCCAGCAGGAGCUGGAUUUAGUAUUAAACCCUGGCUAAAAUGAGGGAAAGAAAUUUCUCUUGCACAUAAAAAGGCAAAAGCUCAAGAAUAAAUGUGAUCCAGGAAGUUAUUAUAUAAAGGCAUUGAUAAUUUCAUUUGCAUAUAAAAUAAUAACAAGAACGGAAGCUAAAUUAUCCCAUAUAUACAGAAACCCUGGGUGUUCAGGAUUGGCUAUUCAUUAUUCUCUUGUCAUAUAAAGCAAUUCAGUCUGCAGCUGCAUUUCUCUUACAAAUCCAAUUCAAUCAAGAGAACCGAAACAUCAUUAGCAAACCCACUGAUUUAUCCACCAGUAAAGUGCUGAUACAG
Parus major (Great Tit) is the source of this 1606-nucleotide messenger RNA. RefSeq names its product gem nuclear organelle associated protein 8 (gene GEMIN8). Lineage: Eukaryota; Metazoa; Chordata; Aves; Passeriformes; Paridae. The record is from RefSeq and is a predicted model, not a curated record. Gene Ontology annotation, cellular component: SMN complex. Gene Ontology annotation, biological process: spliceosomal snRNP assembly. The coding region runs from base 143 to 961 and encodes 272 amino acids. The transcript has 5 exons.